Molecule: messenger RNA, 1383 nt
Organism: Arthroderma uncinatum
Lineage: Eukaryota; Fungi; Ascomycota; Eurotiomycetes; Onygenales; Arthrodermataceae
Exons: 2
Coding region: 1-1383 (460 amino acids)
Biological process (GO): cellular response to glucose starvation; protein catabolic process in the vacuole
Source: RefSeq, a predicted model, not a curated record
AUGGACAUGGAGUGCAGGGCUAGGGCCGGUGACGACGGCUCGAUAGAACGAGAACCCUCGAGACAUGUCGACUAUCUGUCUCAUUCCUGGCGGGAGGAGGACGUCUGCAGCUCGUGGAGGUAUAUCUCGGCCAAAAGGGACGAGUACGAGAGUGGACACAGACUGGAGAAUGCUGCAUGGCGUUCCUGGGCAAGGAUUCGCUUCGAUCUGGGAUCGUUUCCUGCAGAAGCUCUGAACUGGCAAAAGGAUAUAGAUGUCACUUGGCUCUACGGGCCACUACAAGUACAAGGAGACGACCUCGAUGACCGGUCAAGUACCUCGUCUCCGACUCCUUCGUCUCCAGCUACCUCGAACUCCUCCCUUAUCGAUAAAAAACCGAUCCUGAAGAAGCGGACCAUCUCACAGUCCAUACUACAACGACCACACUCUACACACACCUUUCUACGGCUUGCCAACGCCCUGAUCAAGGCCCAGGACGGCUCAGAUGGAAGAUAUCUCUCCGACUACCCGGUGUCCCGUCAGGAUGUCGAAAAGUCGCUCGGAGUCAGCUCGGACAGUGCUGUGGCAAACAUGUUCUUCCCGGAAAACAACAGCAACCUCCCCGAUAAACGACACAUCAGCUUCAGCAACGAGGUAGCGCAGUGCGUGGCGGUGGAAGACGACGACGAGGCGUUUGACGGAGAAUACUACGGCUACUACCACCCCGUUCACGACUGUGGCGUACUCGAAGACGAUGAAGCGUCUGACGACGGCGUGAUGAUGACGAGACACUACCAGGACAGACCGCCCCUCAGCUCCCAGAGCACGCCACGAAGCAGUUUCAGUAGUGACAGCAGGAUCAUCGCACAUCUGCCGUCCACCACUCUAAAAUACCGACCUGAUACCCCCGAACCCCAGCAAGAGGCCACCACCCCGCGGCCCGUACGACCUACCCUGUCUCGCUCCUCAUCUGCCGAAACCCUGCGUCCAUCCAGCCAUCAUGCCGCCAAAACAAUCUCCCACGGCGACUUCUUCCUAGAUGAAGAGUACGGCCUCGACGAAGAUUGGAACACAGGCUGGGACACCGACUGGAAGGUCCAGCAACCCAAGCCGGUUAGACCGACCUCGUCUGCUUCCUCUCCAUCCCUCAGCAGCCAGUGGUUCGGCAACGCAAAGGCCAAACCGACUACUUCGCAAAGCACGAGCGAGCAGGGGAAGUCUUUCUCCUCCUCUGGCGUGUUCAUGCCGUUUGGAUAUGGCGACAACAGUUCUGACGGGGAGUAUGAGUGGCCUGACGAGAACGGCAGAAAUGCCAGCCGUGGCGUGAUUGAUAGGGUCAUCGACACCGUCAACACGGCCAGAGAUAUCGCGCAUGUUAUAUGGAAUGUUGGCUGGCGCGGCUGA